Clonostachys rhizophaga is the source of this 1383-nucleotide messenger RNA. NCBI's taxonomy places the organism in Eukaryota, Fungi, Ascomycota, Sordariomycetes, Hypocreales, Bionectriaceae. The record is from the annotation of a GenBank genome assembly.
AUGUCUGAUCACGGUCCCACCCCUGUUCCCAAUUCAACCAAGUCGUUUUGGAAGACGCAGCCACAUCGUCUCGAUAGUCACCGCAGCACAGCUCAGCUACCGGCUGAGAGUGACGUCGUUAUCAUAGGUGCUGGGUUCGCCGGAGCUGCCCUCGCCCACUUCAUCUAUGCCGACAGCCCCUCCCCACCGUCAGUGGUAAUAUUGGAGGCUCGCGAGGCAUGUUCUGGCGCAACCGCCCGAAAUGGGGGGCACUUAAAGCCUGAUGUCUAUUUCAACGUGCCUAAAUAUAUCAAGAAAUAUGGCACCAAAGCAGCUGUAGAAGUGGCCAAUUUCGAGGCAUCACAAGUUUUGGCAGUGAAGGAAUUGGUUGAAAAGGAGAAGAUUGAUUGCGAGUUCACUCUUACUCGAGCAUGCGAUGUCAUACUGGACGAAGAUUUGGCCAGGGAGACGGAAGAAGCAUUUGCUGAGCUUUCAAAGUCAGGCGUUGCCAAUCUCACCGAUGUCCAUUUCACACCUCGUAAAGAUGCAGAGAGAGUUUCCGGUGUCAAAGGUGCUCUUAAUUGUUUCACUUUCACGGCUGGCCAUGUCUGGCCUUACAAGCUGGUGAUGCAUCUCCUCGAAGGCGCAGUGAACAAGGGAGCAAAUCUGCAGACGAACACUCCCGUCACUCAUGUCUCUGAAAAGCCACUCUCCGACGGCCGCUGGCUCGUGACAACAGCGCGAGGAACAAUCAAAGCCAAAAAGAUCCUGCUAGCUACAAACGCGUACACGUCACGCAUUGCGCCUGAAUUCAAGGAUCACAUUGUUCCAGUUCGGGGGAUCUGCAGCCGAAUCGUUGUACCGAAGGGGUCACAGGCCCCAUUCUUGCCGCAAACUUACAGCAUUCGCCAUGGUCCGUCGCUAUACGACUAUCUUGUUCCCCGAAACGACGGCAGUAUCAUUGUCGGCGGGGCAAAGCCUACCUGGUGGUCAGAUACCUCCCAGUGGUAUAAUGUAUCCGACGAUAGUAAACUCAUCGAACCGGCGUUGCCGUAUUUUGAAGGCUUAAUGCAACGGACAUUUAUGGGUUGGGAAAAGAGUGGUGCCUAUCCCGAUAAAAUAUGGACUGGAAUUAUGGGCUAUAGUUCAGACUUCAUGCCGUACGUCGGUGAGGUACCUAAGAAGCCAGGCCAAAUGGUUCUGGCUGGUUUUUCGGGCCACGGCAUGCCAUUGAUCCUCCUUUCAGCUAAAGCAAUCGUCGAGAUGCUCUUGUAUGGGAAGUCCUUUGAGGAGACUAGUGUCCCUUCUGUGUUCAAAGCCACCCAAGAGCGUCUGGAUAGCACAAGGAAUGAAAUUACGGAGGGACAUGGAUCCGAACAAGAGGAGCUCAGGAGCAAAUUAUAG